GUGGAAAGAAAGAGCUUGGAACCUCCUUCCGCUGCAUUAAUUGUUGUGUUAAGGUCACGUGAGAGGAAACUCACUGGAAAAACUUACUAGUCCACGCGUCCUGUCAAAACAUCUACAAUGAAAUCUCAUCAUAAUGAACAGUGAUGCGACAGCGAAAGGGCAGCGCAGACCAUGACAGUUCGUUCACGGGUAACGUUACACUACUGGACGGCAGCUCCGAUCUAAAGCAGUGCCACAAAAAGACAGACGCUGCCUCUGAUUCAGGAGGUUCGGGGACAGCGAUGGGGAGACGCUACAGGAGGGGUGGUCUGAUAUGGAGGCUAAGGAGGAUGCUGAUCUGGGUGCUGGGAAUCUACAUCGCCAUCCCUGUUAUCAUCAAAGUCUGUCCAUCAAUACAAGCAAAAUUAGUAUUUUUAAACUUUGUGCGAGUGCCGUAUUUUAUAGAUCUGAAGAGACCACAGGAUCAGGGCUUGAAUCACACUCGCAACUUCUAUCUGCAGCCAGAGGAGGGAAUCAACAUUGGAGUGUGGCACACAGUACCUUCAGUGAUGUGGAGGGAGGCUCAGGCAAAAGAUGCUGAAUGGUAUGACAAAAGCUUCCAGUCCAGUCAUCCAGUCAUCCUGUAUCUCCAUGGCAAUGCUGGAACAAGAGGAGGGGAUCACAGAGUUCAGCUGUACAAGGUUCUUAGUUCAUUAGGCUACCAUGUAGUCACAUUCGAUUAUAGAGGUUGGGGGGACUCAGAGGGCAGCCCCUCGGAGAAAGGCAUGACGUCAGAUGCUCUCUUCCUCUACCAGUGGAUAAAGCAGAGGAUUGGCCAGAAGCCGCUGUACAUCUGGGGUCACUCGCUCGGCACAGGAGUGGCCACUAACCUAGUGAGACGUCUGUGUGACAGGGGAACGCCCCCAGACGCCCUAAUUUUAGAGUCACCCUUUACCAAUAUCAGAGAGGAAGCCAAGAGCCAUCCCUUCUCUAUGGUUUACAGAUAUCUACCAGGCUUUGACUGGUUCUUCCUGGAUUCUAUAACUGCAAAUGGUAUCCGAUUUGCCAGUGACGAGAACGUCAACCACAUAUCCUGUCCGGUUCUGAUACUGCACGCAGAAGAUGACACAGUCGUACCUUUCCAGCUGGGAAAGAAGCUAUAUGAUUUGGCGGCUCAGAGCAAGAGUCUGAACGGUCAUAAGGUUCAGUUCAUCCCGUUCCCCAGCUCUCUGGGCUACAGACACAAGUUCAUCUACAAGAGCCCACAGUUACCAAAUAUACUCAGUGAUUUCCUCAGUGCGCCGCAUCCUCACAUGUAGUCAGGAUCAUUUCAGCUGACUGCCCUCUCUCACACACUCUGUUAAACACACACACACACACACACACACACACAAUCUACGUGAUCUGCACCGUGUACAUCAUGUGUACAAGCACACACGAGCAUGGACUGAAGAUGCACCAUCCUUUGUUAACUUCAAAUUUGGAGGAAGAAAGUUAUUCUCAUUAAGAGAGUGACAGGGCUUGGUGAUUUCUUACACCGCCUCCUGUUGCCAUAGAAACAGAUCUGAAGGGGCAGCUGGAGCACAAAGUAUGCAAAAUAAUAUGCAGAUAUGCACUUAAAUAAUGGUUAAGUCAACAACCCUCUUCAAAGGAGAGACGUACUGAUGAAGUUUUAGCGAUAGCACUGCAAAGACCACACGAGGAUUAUGGUCAAAGGGACGAAACGGGACAACAUGCUAUAAUGAUGUCAUUGUCAGUGCUUGCUGACUGCAAUUCACUCCUUUUUUAUGAACAUACAACAUUGACAAUAUCAUGGACCUUGUUUCAAUUCUGAAAUCCACUCAAUGUGAACAGCAAGUUGUUUUAGGUUAAACUUGAAUCGUGUAGAAUAAAAUGUCUUUUCUUUUUUUUCUCUUUAUUUUUCUCCCAUUUUGAAUCAUGAUUUAAAAUGCAGAAUUUUGUGCUGCUUGGCAUUGAAACUCUGAUAUUUUUAUGCGACGUUUUGUGUAUUGUGCUUAUGCUGUUGUGUUUGGUUGGUGCAAAUGCAACUCAACUGCAUCAGAACUGAAUGAGCUUUUGAAAUGACAGAUGUUUUAUUAUUUUAAUGCAUUUGGUUGCUCAAUACUAGUUUGCAUGCCUGUUACUGGAACAAAAAAUAUUGUUGCACAGUCAAAAGACAACAGAAAACUGUAUGAAAAAAAUAAUUUUCUUUACUUGGUCAUGUGGGUUACAUAUUUUCUUUGGUUUUUAUACUCUCACUUUGCACAUUCCAAAAAAUAAAUAAGGAUAAUUAUUACCAUAAUAUGUUUAAUACCAAAUUCACAAACCUUAGUGAUAAAUGUUAAAAGAAUGACUUGAUUUAUUUUUAUUAAUAUUACAGUUUUUGUACCCAGUUGCUAUACAUUAUUGUUCAAAAAGUAGUUAAUGCUCACCAAGGCUGCUUGUUAAUGGAUCAGAAGUACAGUAAAAACUAAUGUUGUUAAAUAUUAUUACAAUACCAGUUUUUUAUUUAAUAUAUUCUCAAAUGGAAUUUAUUCCUGUGAUGGUAAAUCUGAAUUUUCAGCAUAAUUACUCCCGUCUUCAGUGUCACAUGGUCCUAAUCAUUCUAAUAUGCUGAUCUGGUUUUUUAUUAUUAUUAUUUUUAAUAUGUUUUUGUUGAUGCCCUUUUCAGCAUCCUUUGAUUUAACAGAAAGUUUAAAAGAACAGCUUUUUUGAAAUAGAAAUGCUUGGUAACAUAAAUGUCUUUACUCUCACUUUUGAUCAAUUUAAUGCCUCCUUGUUUAAUUUAAAAUAAAAAUCUUAAUGGCCCCAAAAUGUGUAACUUUCUUUAACAAGCCCAUUGUAAUUGAUCCAAAAUUCACUUUUGUUUCUUGCAAUGUUUUAUAAUUGUUCUUUAAUUUGGAGGAAUUGUGUAAUGGAUUUUAACACGCACAAAGUGAACGAGGCAAUACUCAAGUCAAGGAUUUAGUUGGAUGCCAAGAUCCAUGACUCUACGAAACAAUGAGCAAUAAUGACACAUCUUCUUGAUUUGCUCUGUCAUGUAUAUAUGAUGAAUAUUCUUUUCUUCACAGUGUGCACUGACCAUCUGACAUAUUUAAAGUAAUUUUCACUGUAAUACAGCCCUUUUGAGAUUCAAGAUCUGCUGUAUUAUUGCUCUGUGUGUCAGGUUAUAUUUGUUUUUUUCUCAAAUACUUCUGCUCAAUUUUUUUUUAUUUUUUUUUUUUAGGGCUGAUAAUAAAGUCAUGUGUGCAUGCAAGCUUCAAUGGUAGAUCUAGGCUCUCCGCGGAUGUUAUUGAUGUUAUUCUCAGAAAGAAAUUAUCAUAAUUUUUGUUUUCCUCUGCUGGCAUGUGACUGAUGCACUGAAAAAAGAACACAACCAAAAUGUCUUAGUUUAUGAAGGACUAUGUAGAAAGAAAUGAUCAUUUUAGCGAGACCACCAGGUCCUAGAGAAGUGCAAUAAUAUCUAAAGCUGAAGGACAACCAUAUGUAAGACCAAAAAAAAACAAAAAACCUUUAUAUAUAAACAUUAAGACGCUCACUUAUAUAUUCCAUUGUACUAGAAUGUAAAAAUGGACCACAAAAUAUUCAGUUACGGAUCUGAACACAGAUUUUAUUCUGCCGUCUUUGUUGAUGUUGACCAAACUUUGCAUAUUUGAAUUCAGCACUUAUAUUUUAAAAUUCUUUUUUGUAAUGAAAUACUGCCCAGUUAUUUCAACAGCAACUGUUACUUUUUGCAGAAUAUAUCAUGAGUGGUUUACAAUGUUUGUUUUCUUCUAAGCUGCUAAACCUUACCGGACACAUGCACAGAUGUAAGUACAGUAUGUUUGUUUGUAAACAAUAAAAGACUGGAAAAGAAAUGUA
Messenger RNA from Onychostoma macrolepis, 3840 nucleotides. RefSeq names its product abhydrolase domain containing 12, lysophospholipase (gene abhd12). Gene Ontology annotation, cellular component: endoplasmic reticulum membrane. The transcript has 14 exons. The record is from RefSeq and is a predicted model, not a curated record. Gene Ontology annotation, biological process: phosphatidylserine catabolic process; monoacylglycerol catabolic process. Lineage: Eukaryota; Metazoa; Chordata; Actinopteri; Cypriniformes; Cyprinidae. Gene Ontology annotation, molecular function: monoacylglycerol lipase activity; phosphatidylcholine lysophospholipase A1 activity. The coding region runs from base 144 to 1298 and encodes 384 amino acids.